This is a messenger RNA of Dinoponera quadriceps, 1482 nucleotides long. It is a transcript of the gene Bdbt, whose product is annotated as 70 kDa peptidyl-prolyl isomerase. Gene Ontology annotation, molecular function: protein binding. The transcript is spliced from 2 exons. The record is from RefSeq and is a predicted model, not a curated record. The coding region runs from base 121 to 990 and encodes 289 amino acids. Lineage: Eukaryota; Metazoa; Arthropoda; Insecta; Hymenoptera; Formicidae.
ACAAGCAUCGUGUGCCGCUGGCUUUAAAUGUCAUAUGCUGGUUGCGAGCAGCUUUUAGCUUAGGUUAGGUUUUAGUGUUAUUGUUUACUUUUACGAGUUGAUCGUCAACAAAUUACCACAAUGUUACGACAAUGGGAAUCGGCAGACAAGAGCAUCAGCAAGAACGUGCUAAAGCCAGGCAUAUUUACCAAGAAGCCAACCGAGUGUUCCACGUGCAACGUUUUUGUGGAAAACAUAAGUGUCUCGGGAUCGUCGGGACAUGCACUGAAAGAGAAAUAUUAUACAAACAUCCUUGACGGUGAGCGUGAGAAAAUGCUAGUGAUAGGCGAAGCGAGCGCAGAAAUUGACAGAAAAGUCGAAAGAGCGAUUCAGGUGAUGAAUACUUUGGAGAAAAGUCUUGUUACCAUUACUAUGCCAUCACAGUCAGAAGUUAAAAGUGAAACUAUAUCAGUCAUGUUUGAGAUAACAUUGAUGAAAUGUGAGCGGCAUAAACCAAUAUGGAAAUGGAGUCCAGAAGAAAAGUAUCAGGUAGCUUUGAAAUAUAAAGAAAUAGGCAUCGAGCUGUUCAAGAGUUCUAGAUGUGUCGAUGCAUUUUACAAAUUCAGUAAAGCCUGUAAAAUCCUGAUAACAUUGGAACCAAUGUCAGAAUUAGAGGACAAGCUGUUGCAGUCCAAUAUUGAAAAUCUGAGACUCACAUUAUACAACAACAUGGCCAGUUGUCAGCUAAAUCAAAAGAACUUUGAGCAUACAGUUGCUUUGUGUACUAAAAUAUUGAAUGUGGAUAAGGAGAACAUUAAAGCUUUUUAUAGAAGAGGAAUAGCAUAUGGAAGCAUGAAAGACAAUGAAAAAGCUGUGGCAGAUUUGAAGGUGGCGCUUACCUUAGAGCCUAAUAAUCACACAGUGAAGGAACAGUUUCAUAUUUAUAACACUAGAUUACAGGAAGCAAGUCAGAAAUGCAACGAUAUGGUGAGAAAAAUGUUUCAACUCUGACCAGUAAACUUCUUACUGUUACAUUCUAAGUUUGAAUUCUGUAAAUUUAAAUACAUUCACUAAUUUAAAACAAAGAAAUAAAGUACAUUUAUUUUAUAAAUAGAAAAAUAUGUAUUUAUUUUUACCCACGAUAAUUUACACUAUAAUAAUCCUAAUGUUACCAGAAAGUACACAAUGUUGUGUUUGCACUUAAAAAUUAGCAACAUUGAAAGUUGUUACAAUGUUUAACUAUUGUAGAGAAAAUUACAGAUGCGGAUACAUAUUUUUAUUCCAUGUAUUGUUUUUAUUACAAUAUUAGUAUAAAAUGGAUGGCUGAAGAAUAACUACAUGUUGAAGUACACAAUGCAUCCCAAACAAGCUCCUUUUUAUAAUACAAAACUUUCAAUCAAGGGUAACUUUGUCAAUAUGUGUGUGUAUGUAUGUAUAUAUAAUCUAAUAAUGUCACUUGUUCGAUACUUCUAAUUAUACAUAUAACUAUGUAAAAUAUUUAAG